AUGGCGAGCCCUGGAUUUAACCUCUCUUCGGUCCAUAACGAGGACCGUCGGACUACGCAGGGCUGGACUCAUAUCGACCGGUACAAACCAGACCGAGAAAAGGAAAGGGAUCGAGAUCGUGAUAUACAACAAGACAGAAGCCCGAUUCGACGCGAGUCGCGAGAAGCACGAGAUUCCCGAGACUCGCGAGAUCUUAAGGGCAACGCCAGAGAUGCCAGAGAUUCCAACAAAUAUUCCGCGCGGGAUCCGCGACUAGACACUGCAGCGCCGAGAAACCUUCGAGUGGAAACCAAUAUAUCCGGAAGUCCAAGGGGAUCUACGUCGUUGAACAAUUCGCCUGCGAGUUCUCGCAAUGGGCUUGCGAGUGCUCGACAAACGCCCAUUCAGCCUGUCUUUGAAAAAUCGUUCCCGGCAAGUGCCACACCUGCAGCAUCACCCGCCAUGGACUCCUUUCGCAAGAUGGAUGAGAUAAGCAAAGAGCGCAAUUUACUCCAACAUCGCAAGGGCAAGCAACAAGAUGAAGGACGCCUAAGCUCCAGGCAUAUGAACAAGUUGGAGUCCAAAGCAAACGACUUCCCACCGUAUUCCGAGUUCGGCGCGAGGUUUCAGAAGUCCGACAGCGAAUUAGACAAACAGAUCAGCGCCGUGGACCAGAAGUACCAUCAGAGUGUCAAGGAAUUCAUUUCCGCAGUUGAAUCGCAAGCUGCCGCUGCGCUUCAGAAACAGGUCGCCCCGUCCAAGGAUGACUUGGUUGCCGCCCUGGAGAAAAAGUUCGACGAAUUCACGAGACAAGCAACACAAAAGCAACAGCAAAUGGAAGAUACCUGGAAUAAGACCACACAAUCCAAUCAGGAGGCGUGUAGUGCGUUGGAAACCAAGUUGCAAUCCUUGACCACGGAAUACGGUGAACUGGGCUCGAAAUUCGAAACGUUACAGUCGGAACACGCAUCGAGGUCUUCGGAGAACGCCGCGCUGAAGGAGCAAAUCAAUGACCUGAAACUCGACCUGGUACUCGUAAUCGGAAAGAUCGCGACUGCCGAGUCCCGCAUCGAUAGUCUGCCACAGAGCGCGGUGUCUGAUACUGAUUUCACCCAAACAAAGUCAGCCGUUGAGCAUUUGACUACCAUCGUCAGCAACCAGGCAGACGCGAGCAGGAUGUUCAAGGAAAAUCUCAGUGAGCUUAGCGUGAAAGGGCAAGCGUUAGCGAACGACUCCAACCGCAUUGAAGUCACGGUCCAAAAUCUCAAGGCCAAAGUCGACAACGUCGACUGGAAUACCAUUGACGAGGUAUCGGACGCCUGGAUCGAUCAUGAUUUGCGAGGCAAAAUAUUUUCCCAUGAGACUUCUAUCAAGUCUAUUGAGGCAACUACGCAAGCCCUACGGCGGGAUCUACAAUCGCUUCAGCCUGCACAGGAUCCGAUCGUUCAACCUAGUCAAGGAUCCGCUCCCUCUAAUCAAGACUUCGAGGCUCUCAUUGACCAAAAAGUGAAAGCCGUGGAACAAUUCCUGAGAGGCCAAAUAACAAAAUACGGAGAGAACAUGGAUGACACAAUCGGCCAAAUGAUCGAAGACCUUGAAGGUCGGGUCAGUACUAUCGAGACAGCCAGAGCUAGUACCCAAGGCCAGCCCGGAGCUCUGGCCCAGGACCCGAACAUCGACGCAAGAAUCGCCAAUCUCGAGGCGCAAAGUCGAUUAAAUGCCAACGCACUCGGUCCAGUCUCCAUUCAUGAUAUUGCAGAACGGAUCACCGUGCUCGAGGAGAACAAGCUUGGCCACAGGAUCGAUAGGAUCGAUCUGAAAAUGGGCGAAGUCAUCGAACACCUCCGCACGUGGAGCAGAGACAUUACCCUGCUCGAUAGUCGUGUAACCGAGCAUGCCGCCGCUCUGAAUGGCAAGACUGCCGCCUUUGAAUCUACCUUCCAAGCCCAGGUCAAGGUUAAUCUCGAAGAAUUGCACGCAAGAGUGGAGACUGUUGAGCAAGGUGUCAGGAGUUUGAACUUCCAGUGGUCGAAUAUGACUACAAAGCAAAUGGCCGAGACGAUCCUCGUUCAGUUGACACCUCACGCAUUGCAGACCGAGGCGAGAAUCCACAAGGUCGAGUCCCAAAUGCAGCAGGUUAGGACUUCGUUCCAGCAAUAUGAACAGGGUUACGCGGACUACAUCAAGAAUGUGAAACGUGUCAACGAUCUUCUAAAGGCAUAUUACUCUGCCGAGAAGAGAACAGCGUCCCCGGACCAGUCGGUGGAUGAGGCAACGAAGAAGAGAAAACUGGGACUCAACGGCCGUCAUAGUCCAAUGCCACAGCAGCGCAACGGCAGUGCCAGUCACAGUGUCCAGCGUCCUUCAUCACCGCCGCAGCGCAACGGCAGUGUCAGUCAUAGCGUCCAGCGUCCUCCGUCAUGA
Anthostomella pinea is the source of this 2403-nucleotide messenger RNA. The record is from the annotation of a GenBank genome assembly. NCBI's taxonomy places the organism in Eukaryota, Fungi, Ascomycota, Sordariomycetes, Xylariales, Xylariaceae.